UCGACAUUUUCAGAAGUUUCAGACCAAGACAAAACAGCCUUUCCCAAAAAUGCAGUCGCUCCUGUUCUUAUCCAUGCUGGUCUUGGCCUUGUUCUCUGAAGCAGACCAGAGCCCGGUGGCUGACUUGGACUUGGACCAGGAUCUUGAGCAGGACUUAGACAUGGAGCUGACACGCCACAGACUGCUGCAGAGAGCCCGGACCGCUGGACUCCUCUCACAGCGAGUGGUGAAGGACCUCAUAUUGGCUCAAAUGUCCCUCCCUGAAGACAAUGCUCUACCAGAGGAGUCAGCUGGUCACAUGAACCUUCAGCGCUCAGUGGAGAACCUGCCUCCAAGAGAACGCAAGGCUGGCUGCAAGAACUUCUACUGGAAGGGCUUUACUUCCUGUUAGAUGCACUCAGCUCCUCUUAGCCAUUAGCCAACCACAACACACAACCAAUAAAGAACCUGACAUAAAAAUCACAAUGAUCUAGUCACUUACCACCUAUUACUGUGUAAAUACUAAAAUUAAUAAAAGUUAAAUUCAAUCAGCUUUGGUUUGUUUGAUUUUCAGUGCACUGUUCAAUCUUGCAUCAGAAUUUCUUCUGUUAGUCACAAAUGUAUUGCUGUUUGACAGUGAGCUCAAAAUGGAUUAUUGAUACAAAAUAAAUAAAUAACUAC
Messenger RNA from Periophthalmus magnuspinnatus, 660 nucleotides. RefSeq names its product somatostatin-2-like. Gene Ontology annotation, biological process: regulation of cell migration. Gene Ontology annotation, molecular function: hormone activity. Bases 50 to 391 code for a protein of 113 amino acids. Gene Ontology annotation, cellular component: extracellular region. The transcript is spliced from 3 exons. The record is from RefSeq and is a predicted model, not a curated record. Lineage: Eukaryota; Metazoa; Chordata; Actinopteri; Gobiiformes; Gobiidae.